Molecule: messenger RNA, 3675 nt
Organism: Vanderwaltozyma polyspora DSM 70294
Lineage: Eukaryota; Fungi; Ascomycota; Saccharomycetes; Saccharomycetales; Saccharomycetaceae
Gene: MSN5
Product: karyopherin MSN5
Exons: 1
Coding region: 1-3675 (1224 amino acids)
Biological process (GO): RNA export from nucleus; protein export from nucleus
Cellular component (GO): cytoplasm; RNA nuclear export complex; nucleus
Molecular function (GO): small GTPase binding; RNA binding; nuclear export signal receptor activity
Source: RefSeq, a predicted model, not a curated record
AUGGAUUCUAACGGUGCAUCCCAGGUUGUUAACGCAUUAGAAGUCAUUUAUUCACCAAAAUCAAGUAACGGUGACAGAUUGGAAGCACAAAAAUUCUUAGACGAGGUAAAAUUACGUGAUGAGUCUCCUUAUUGGGGGUAUGACAUCGCAAUAAAUAACCCAAACAAUUUUAUUCUUAAGCAUUUCGGUUUGAGUUUGAUAGAAACUGCAAUAAAGAAAAAAUGGGCAAGUUAUGAUGACGAGAAAAAAAUAGCAUUGAGAAAAUGGAUAAUGGAAUUGAAUUAUAAAGUCCAAGACCAAGAUCCAAGAUACAUUAAAGAAAAAUUGGCAUUUUUAUGGGUAGAGGUAGCAAAGAGAACUUGGGGUGAGGCUUUGAAAACUGCUGUACCCGACGAAACUCAAUUUGCAAAUUCAUGGAUAGAUAUGGACAGCAAUUUGACGGAAUUAUGGAAUAUCAAUCAAGCAGCAAGAGAACUAACUUUGAUCAUAUUUAGAAUUUUGUUCGAAGAUGUCUUCCUGUUGGACGAUAUAACGGUCCUAAAAAGAAUGACUAUCAUCCAACCUUUAUGUGUAAUGAUUGUAUGUCCUCUAGAUGUCUUUGCCAAAAGAUACAAAUUUACAGACAAAUGGACCCUAUUUAAAGCUAAUGAACAAGGAUGGUUUGCUUUAUGGACAGCAGAACUAAACAAUGCCUUGGGCAAUAACAAUUCCGAAUACGUCGUAAGAUUGUUAGAGACACUGAAAACAUGUUUGAAUUGGCCAUUGAGUGAAGUUAUUAUUGAUAAUAAUAUAUUAUACACAUUAUUACAAUGCUUUCUAAGUAAUAUCCCUAAAGCACAAUCUACAGCAUUGGACUCGAUGCAUAUUUUAUUAACUCGUCCUUAUAAUAAUGAGGAACACUAUCAAUAUGUUAUUAACAAGGUAUUUGAAAACAUGGAUCUAUUAGAUAGAGUUUAUGAUAAUCUAUUAUUUGAUCCUCGUGAUGAUGUCGAUGAUGUUAAAUACCCAAUUUUGAAAAAAUUUGUUGAUAUGAUUAGUUGCCUAUAUGUUUACAUCUUUAAAAUUAAGAACAGCGAUGAACAAGUUCAAAAAUAUUUAAAGUUAGUUCUGAGGGCAACAAAGAAUGAUAGUUUGAUUGUAAGCGGUUUGACUUUAGAUUUAUGGUGUUCAUGCCUAAGAAAUGAUGAAUUUUUGCCACUUCUUGAAAACGUUAUUCCAGAAUUAUUGGACUUUUCCGCGGAUGCGUUAAUAUAUUAUGAACAGAUUGAAGGUCAUGUUUCCAGACUAUAUGCGGAUAUAGAUUUCCAAUCUACCUCAGAGUUUCAAACUUUUUGCUCGACAUAUAGAAAAAGAAUAAGAGACAUUAUACGACUUAUUUCAUGUGUUAAAAUAGAUUAUACUAAUGAUUGGUUAAACAGUAGAUUAAAUUCAUAUUUUAGCUCAGCUUAUGGUCAAAAUGUUUUAAACGCAACAUUUUUGGAUUCAAAAUCUGAACAAUACCUAAGUGCUUUAUCCCAGUUUAUGAUUAUUGAAUGUUUUAUUAACGGUUGUAUACGUUGGAAAAUAUGGUAUCCUGAUGGAGACGAUUAUUCAGAAAAACUAGAUGAUAUCUUACGUAAGCUACAAGUUUUGUCAAAUCAAUUGAUUGCAUUAAAUAUACGAGUACCAUUACUGUUAAAAAAGCAGAUUCAGAACUUUGCAUUAUUUUUAACAAUGUUGAAGGACAAUGUUCUAUUCACAUUGCUAGAGAAAAUCAUUACAAGUGCAACGAUGGAUUAUCCAAAUGUUGAUCUAGAGGAAAGAAGCGAUGAAGCAGAUGCUGUUAGAGAUUUGAGAUAUGCCUGUGGAAUUGAAUUGAAUAGAAUGGCUUUGUUAAUGCCGGAAUCAUUAAAAAAUAUAUAUCCGGAAUUGGAAAACGUCAUUACUAAGAUAAUGCCAAAUUUGUCAUAUCAUGAAAAGAUAUCAUUUAAGUCAUUCCUUCUAACAAUUAUUCUAAAAUCAUCUCUUGAUAGAAAGGAAGAAAGAUUUUCAUCAAUAGUUGAUCCUGAACUUAUGGCUUGGUCUGAUAAAACCACCGUUGUAGGACUUUCUGAUCUUCCAUGGUUUAUGGAGAGAUUAGGUAUUGUGAAAAUAGCUGAGUAUUUCCAAAAGAGGGGUAUUGAUGAAAACAGUGACCUGUUGACAAUUCAGAUCGAUGAAGAAGGCAGAAAGCUUAAAUCAGAAUUGACUAAGCAUUGGCAAACUUUGUUCCCUGUCCGUGCAACUAGGAUGUUUAUACACUAUUCCAUGCAAAGUGUGAAGAAAGAAGAAGAAUAUAAAAUGUUACACGAUCUUUGGAAGCCUAGAAUCAUUCCUAUUCUACCUUAUAUAAUGAGAUUGUUGUACCAAUUACAAUCAUAUCAUGAUCCUGCUAAUUGGAAGGAUCUUCCGGUUGUUGUACAAAACUUUGUAAAAUAUUCUACGGUAGAGAGAUUCUGGGAAGCUGGUGCUUCAAAUAAAUCAAAAGAUGAGUUCAUAGAUGAACAUAUGAAGGCAAUGCAAACAUUAAGAGAUUUUGCUGAUUCUGUUGGUCAUAUUGUGAGAUACACAAGGGAGUAUACGUUACUUGUUAUCAGCGCAAUUUCUUCGCUAGGGUCUGUAUUUUUCGGUGUAGAUGAAGCUCCUCAGUUACUGAUAGAUUCUAUCGCCAUAUAUAAACCAGAUACAAAUGAGAUAAGUCCUGGUGUAUCAACACAUGGUUGGAAGCACAUCAUGAAUGUUGCGGUUCGUCCAAUCUUGAAAAAUUGUCCCGAUGAAUGUGCUCCAAAGUUCAUGAAGGCAUUUUUGCCAAAAUUAUUUGAAACUUUAGAUAUCAUUCUGACAGAUAAAUGGUCUUCUCAUCUUAACGCAGACAUGGAAGUAGCGACUGCGACAGAUGACGAUGAAAUGACUGAAGAAAUUUUAGAAGAAAAUCUACUAAGGCAGUUCACCACUGUUGUGGUAAGAAUCAUGAUUGACUGUGUUGGCCAAACAGGGACAAGUUCUCAGACUUCAAAACCUAAAUUUAAUGCACAUCAAAUCAAAAUGAGAAAGAUAAUAUUCGGUGAAGUAUCUAUUUUGGCACCAUUUUUGAAGUUAUUGAAUAGAUUGAUUUCAGUUAAGGAUAGCAAGUGUUCCUUCAACUCUAUUCUUGUAAUGAAGUCAUGUCUAGCUGAUGUGUUGAUUCAAAAUGCAGAGGUAGAUGAGUAUUUCACUUGUGAAAUUAUGAAGAAUUUGUUGUUAAAUGUAUUAUGCAAUCCAGCAUUCAAAGAUUCAUUUUAUGAAGCUUUAUAUGUUUUCACGGUGUUGUUUUUAACACUAUGUAAAGAAUACAAAUCAGCAAGGACAUUUCUAUAUGAAUUAUCAAAUUCAUACAAUAUUGAUGGUUUAUAUGAAAAUUUAAGAAUGGUUGACAAUUAUAAAGACCAAAGAACACUAAUGAUUGAUUUUAUUGAUUGGGUAAAGAAUUCAACAGGAAGAAAUGAUCCUGAUGACUUUGACCAUGGUGUUGCAGAGAGAAAGAAGCAAGAAAAGAGGGCUGCAGUUUUACAGAGAGCUAAUGAGAAAUUAAUCCAGAAGAAUAAAGAAACUGGAGAUAUGUUAGAUGAUCCAAAUACUGAGGAUGCCGCAUUCGGUAGUCUUUUCGAAGCUGUGUAA